CGGAGCCGAACGAAGAAGAGUUGAAACAAUUUAUGUCCGGUCGACGGCGUGUUACGGCGUAUGCACCGGUCGGCCGUCGCGGGCUGGAAAUAGUGAGAUGACGCUGGUCGGAAUCCUCGCCGCCUUCGCUGCUGGGCAUUUACUUAGCUAAGAAGUCGUACGUUGUUCAAUCACUGUAUCUUUUCUUCCAAUCUCAUACAUCGUGUUCCAACGUAUUGCGUAUUGUUGUAGGAGCUUCUACACAGCUGGUUUCUUCAUAUCUAGUCCCUGAUCCGCUUGUACAAAGUAUCCCUCCAUCGACAAAAGCUUCUUUACACAGAACUGGCUAUGGCAUCUCAGGUCUCGAGCAAAGCUCCCUCCUUAUCGACUGGUCCCGAGCCCACCACUGACCCUGCCCCGACCGGUCCCAUCACGACUCCGUUGACCAUCGCUCUGCCCGAAUGCAAGCCCAAUCCACCCGCGGCUUUGACUUCGGAUCAACAGACCAAGUAUGCCUCGAUACUCUCGACUGUCUCGGAAUGGACCACCAUCCCGAGUAGCACGCUCAAAGAUGCCACCGACGAGCCCAUCACAGACAAUGAGCGCAUGUGGUUGACCCGCGAGUGUCUCCUCCGCUACCUUCGCGCGACCAAGUGGGAUAUCCCCAGUGCUCUCAAACGUCUGCAAGGAACCCUUUCUUGGAGACGCGAAUAUGGCGCCGACACCUUCACCGCCGAUUACAUCUCUCCCGAAAAUGAGACGGGCAAGCAGGUCAUCAUGGGCUACGACAUCAACGCACGCCCUUGUCUGUACCUCAACCCCGGCAAGCAAAACACAAAAAACAGUGAUCGCCAGAUUCACCAUCUAUCAUUCAUGCUGGAUAGAGUCAUUGACAUGAUGGGUCCUGGACAAGAGACGACUGCCCUCCUGAUUAACUUUAAGGGUGCUUCAAGCGGCAGCACCCCCAGUGUUGGUCAGGCUAGACAAGUCUUGAAUAUCCUACAGAACCAUAAUCCAGAGAGACUCGGCAGAGCUCUGAUCUCACAGUUGCCCUGGUAUGUCAGCACCUUCUUCAAGCUCAUCUCGCCAUUCAUCGAUCCCGUCACCAAGGAGAAGAUGAAGUUCAACGAGGAUCUCACAAACUACGACCACAAGUCCUACUGGCCCGCAUUGAACAAGGAGUGCGACAGACGUCGAGAAGCAUACAAGCAGCGCUGGGUCGACGCCGGCAAGAACAUCGGAGAAUAUGAAGACUACCUCCGAGGAGUCUGAAGGUCUAGACAGAGAAUCUAGAGUCUGGCUUUGCUGGCAGAGCCCAUCAUAUUCAUCAACCAGAGCAAGCAUAUGGGCAGGCGUCAUAUUUUUGUUUCUGAAUUGUCCUUUUGAAGGUUUCACAAAAGCAGCGCAGCGCGUCACAGAAGAUAGAGCAUAAAGGGUCCCGCGGCAUCUGAGCACGCUAGCAAUUCAAAUCGUGCAAUUUCUCGUU
This is a messenger RNA of Aureobasidium subglaciale EXF-2481, 1465 nucleotides long. RefSeq lists its product as uncharacterized. The record is from RefSeq and is a predicted model, not a curated record. The transcript is spliced from 5 exons. Gene Ontology annotation, molecular function: phosphatidylinositol transfer activity. Bases 328 to 1251 code for a protein of 307 amino acids. Lineage: Eukaryota; Fungi; Ascomycota; Dothideomycetes; Dothideales; Saccotheciaceae.